UCUAUUCCAUUAAUGUUGGUGUAUACAUGCAAAAUAUUUUAUAAAGUCAUUCAUUUGUUCUAGUUUCUGUUAUUUGAACAUCAUUUGUAUUCUACCCUCUCAGACACAACUUUUGUUCUUUAUCAAAAUUUUCAAUGUUGAUAAAAUAGUGAACAAAAAAAGUAAAAUAUUGAGCACUCAUAACAUCACUGCUAAUUUCUUAAACUAUGUUAAUUAAAUAUAAGUUUUUAAAUAUUUAAAAAAAUUUUCAGUGUUGAUAAAAUAAUGAACAAAAAAAGUGAAAAAUCAAAUACUCACCACGUUCUCGCCAAUUUCUCACAAAGACAUAUUCUUAAUAUUCUACUUCCUUCUGAGCAAAAUUCUAAGCAAAAAAUUAAUGAAGCUUUCAUAUCAUCUUUAUCAACACUACACCAGGCAGCUCGUGAUGGGCAGUUAGAAAUUGUUCAACAGUAUUUAAAGUUGUAUGGUAAAGAUAAAAAGAAAGUAAAUUUUAAAGAUGAAGAUGAAACCACCGCUCUUCAUUAUGCCGUCCGUUAUAGUCAUUUUCCAAUUGUCAAAAUUCUUGUUGAAAGUGGUGCAAAUGUGAAUAUACCAGGUCAAUAUGGUGCUACUCCUUUGCACUAUGCAUCUCGAUUUGUAGAGAAAAAGUUAAAAACAAUUAGUAGCAACGAGCAUUUAAAGACACCUGAAACACUCCCAAAAUUUCAUUUAUGCACUGAUAACAAUAACACAACAGAAUUGGAAUGUCAUAAUGCUAAAGAUAAAAAACGUAAUUUAUUUAUUGAAAAUACAAAUGAAGCAAAUGGUUUGUUAUCAGAGGUCACAACAUCAAGAAGUCUAAAUGUUAGUGAAAAUUCGGUAAGAACGCCUUCUUUUGUCAACAUAAAAACAAGUAAAAAAAAACCUUUAAAAAAAGUCAAAGAUAAAAUAAAAGAAGAAUGCAUAUUAAAGUAUCUAUUAGAUCAACAAGCAAAUGUUAAUGCUAAAGAUAUAAAUGGUUCUACUCCUCUUCAUUAUGCUGCCAUGAGAGGUAAUGAAAUAGCGGUUGAGAUACUACUUACGCAAAAGAACAUUAACAUUGAGGCUAUUGACCAUUUAAAAAUGACACCUUUGCAUUGUGCAUCAGUUGCUGGAUCAUAUGAUGUUUGCCUACAGUUAUUGGAUCAUGGUGCGAAAAUUAUAUGUAAAGAUAAAGAAAAUAUGACCCCUCUUCAUUUUGCAGCUAUGGAAGGCCAUCUUGAUAUUGUUAAACUUCUAUUCAGUUAUGCUGAGUCCCGUGGCGGAGUUACAUUAAGUGCUAAAUUACUAUUUUCAUACAAUCGAGACAAACAAAGUGCUCUCCAUCUUGCAGUUGAAAACAAUCAUAUUGAUAUUGUCAAAUUUUGUAUUAAUAGAGGCUCAAAUGUUAAUUUAGCAAAAGUAAACUCAAUUUCUCCACUUCAUUUAGCUUGUAGUUCCGGAUUGUUGGAUAUUGCAAAGCUUCUUGUUGACAAUGGUGCUGUUAUUGAUUCAAAAAAUUCCUUUCAAGAAACACCCUUGCAUCGAGCUGCUUUAUUUAAUCACACAGAAAUUAUUGAGUUCUUAUUGAUUAAAGGAGUGUUUGUUGAUUGCCGUGAUAAAGACAAUGAAACACCCUUGCUCAUGGCUGUACGUAAAAAUUAUGUUGAAUCAGUAAAGUUGUUGCUUGAAUAUUCUGCAAACAUAUAUGCUAAAGAUUCAAAUGAUAAAACAUGUUUAUUUUUAGCUGCUCAAGAAAAUUCUAAAGAAGCAUUAGAAAUUUUAUGUAAAUUUGAUAUUUCUAAUCUGUUAGAAGAGUUUGAUAAAUAUGAAAUGACGCCUCUUCAUGCUGCAGCAAAAGAAGGGCAUGAUAUUAUUGUUCAGACACUUUUGGGCUUAGGUUCACGUAUCGAUGCAAAGUGUUAUGAAAAUCUAACCCCACUUCAUCUUGCUGCAAAGUAUGGUCACUCUAGAAUUGUUCAACUGUUGUUAUCAAAUGUUUUGAGUAUUGUUAAUGAUGUUGAUGAUUCUUCUAACACACCUCUUCAUCUUGCUGCAAUGGAAGGUCAUGUUAAAAUUGUUGAGAUGCUUAUUGAAGCUGGUUCUCCAUUAGAUACUCGGAAUGCAAACCAAAUGACUCCAUUAGAUUGUGCUGCCUAUCGUGGGUGGAACCAAUGUGCACAAUGUUUAUUAGAUGCUGAUUCUGCUGUGAAUCCUACUGAUCUUAAAAUAACACCAUUACAUCUGGCUAGCAGGGAAGGGCAUGUUGACAUAGUAAACUUACUUCUGUCAAGAAAUGCUGAUGUUACUCGAAGAGAUCACUUUGGAAAGAACUGUUUAGACUAUGCUAUAGAGAAUAAUCAACGAGAAGUUGCCAUGGCAAUUAUAGGGUGUAACAACUGGCAAAACGCUUUGCGAAACUCUACUGUUGAAGGAAAUAACUUAACAACUCCAAUGAGAAAACUGAUUCAAAAACUUCCUGACGUUGCUGAACAAGUUUUUAAUCAGUGUGUAUUAGAUAAUGGUCUUCCUUGUGAACAUCCUCAAUAUAAAAUUACAUACAAUUUUGAGUUUCUUGAAGAUAUGUUUGCCCCAUGGUGCACUAUUGCUUUAGAUGAUAGUGAAUAUUACCAACACCGAAAAUCACUCGACUUCUCCCAUAGGCGGUCACUUUUUUCUCUAAUUUCUAGUAUGAACACCAAAUUUCCAGUUGAUUGGAUGAAGACAAAAAAUUUCAAACAUAAUCACCCUUUAAAGUUCAUGGUUCAAAAUGAGCGUACAGGGUUAUUGUGUCAUCCUUUGGUAACAUGUUUACUAAAAUGCAAAUGGAGCAUAUGUGGUCGAUAUGCAUAUUAUUCCAGAUUGUUAUUGUACAUGAUCUUUCUUUUUUUUAUAACUGGCUAUGGUUUAUCUUUAAGAGCUAAUCUUCAGGUUUCCAACAAUUCUUAUUCCUGCUUACCUUUUAAUCCAAAUAAUAAUUUAUCAAACUUCUUUAUUGAUCCAGGCAGAUAUAUAGUCAUAGUGCUAAGUGCAAUCAGUCUGAGCAUUGAGUUUGCCAAGCUUAUUAUGAAUCCCUACAAUUACAUUCGUGUAUACCGAGCUGUUGAGCUAGGAGCGUAUAUUUGUUCAUUGGUUUAUGCUAAAGAAUCAUUUAGUGAUGAAAGUAGCAGUUUUAGGUGUUCGUUUACUCAAAAUCAACUAGGAGCAGCUAGUUUAACCUUAUCAUGGUUAGGUUUGGUAUUAUUCUUGAGAAAGUUUCCUAAACUUGGAAUAUAUGUUUUUAUGUUCACACAUAUCUUAAAGUCGUUUGUUCAAAUAGCUCCUGUAAUGUUUUUAUUUAUGAUUGCCUUUGGUUUGGGGUCCCAUUUGGUUAUUUUUAUGCAAGACCCUAGAUCGUAUACUACUCCUCCACACGUUUUUAUGAAAAUUUUGUUAGGAAUGUUGGGAGAGUAUGAAUAUGAUAAUAUUUACAACCGCCUCUAUAAUCCAAUUCCAACUGCGUGGGUUAUCUAUAUGUUUUUUGUAAUCAUCAAUUGUAUUUUACUAUUUAACUUAUUGGUUGGUUUAGCUGCUGAUGAUAUUGAAACAGUUCAAAAACAAGCCAUCCCAAAAAGAUUGGCAAUGUUGGUGGAUUUAACGUUGGAUGUAGAAAAAGCUCUACCCAUCUCAAUUCAAAAGCAUUUAGUCAAAUUGAAAGAGUCAGUUUAUCCUAAUGUAUAUAAAUCAAAAAGUCUUUGGUCUUUUUGGUCAUUUGAGUCUCCUUCCACUAAUAUAAAAUCUAAGAAAAAUAUUAAAAAUAUUAAAAAAGAACAGAUCGAACUUGAAGAAAAUAUACACAAGUUAAGUAGAAGGAUAAUAGCUAUCGAGGCGCAAAACAAUCGAAUAGAAGAACUGUUGAAUGGUAUUAUUAAUCAUAUUAACAUCAAUGAAUAAACAUUUCUAUAGCUUCCGAAUUUUUGUAACUGUAAAACUACAUCUCGGACUAACUUAUUUUAUUUGUACUUUUAUUUAUUUAUGAUGUGUAAUAUUUUUAUAA
Hydra vulgaris (swiftwater hydra) is the source of this 4033-nucleotide messenger RNA. The record is from RefSeq and is a predicted model, not a curated record. NCBI's taxonomy places the organism in Eukaryota, Metazoa, Cnidaria, Hydrozoa, Anthoathecata, Hydridae.